AUGCGGACAAAACGCCGUCGCCGUCCCCGUUCCCAGAAUUUCGCAGCCUCCGGGCCAAUCAGAGGCUGUGGCCCCGGGACGUGUUCCCCCCCCCCUCCACUCCCCCCGCCGGGCCCGGGCCUAGGCGGGUGCACCGCAGAGAGCACCGGGCACGGCCUCUCCCUGCGCAGGUUUCUCCCACCCUGGCGUGGGCGCAGUGACGCGUGUGCGUGGGCUGGUGUUGAUGCUGCUACAGAGCAGGUACGUCACUUGUCGUAUUGGCACGGAGGUGAGUGUGUUUCGAAGUGGACAAAGAACAAUGAUACCGCACUAGGAUGCGUAUUGAGGGAGGUAUGGUUGAUGGUUGAAACUGGCUCUGUGUUUUUUUUAUCUCCUGUAUGUAUGUUUCUCGUGAUUCGAGAACCCCAGGUAAUAUAUUUGUAUUCUGGAUCCGAUGCGAUAAGCUCUGCAACGGUUUUUUGCUGA
Huiozyma naganishii CBS 8797 is the source of this 465-nucleotide messenger RNA. RefSeq lists its product as uncharacterized. The record is from RefSeq and is a predicted model, not a curated record. The transcript has a single exon. The coding region runs from base 1 to 465 and encodes 154 amino acids. NCBI's taxonomy places the organism in Eukaryota, Fungi, Ascomycota, Saccharomycetes, Saccharomycetales, Saccharomycetaceae.